Messenger RNA from Melozone crissalis (California towhee), 987 nucleotides. It is a transcript of the gene CA5A, whose product is annotated as carbonic anhydrase 5A. Bases 35 to 931 code for a protein of 298 amino acids. The record is from RefSeq and is a predicted model, not a curated record. The transcript is spliced from 7 exons. Gene Ontology annotation, cellular component: cytoplasm; mitochondrion. Gene Ontology annotation, molecular function: carbonate dehydratase activity; zinc ion binding. Lineage: Eukaryota; Metazoa; Chordata; Aves; Passeriformes; Passerellidae.
CGGGCUGGGCGGCGGCUCCGCGAUCUCCGCCGCGAUGCUGCCGCUGCUCCGCCGCGCUUGGGCGGCCGCCGUCACCUCCUCGUCCUCUUCCUCCUGCUCCGCACGGCCGGGCAGCCGCCGGUGCAGCCUCGGCGCCUGCUGCUCCUACCGCCUGCGAGACGCCCUGCAUCCGCUGUGGCAGAGCCCGCUGACAAUUCCCGGGGGCACCCGCCAGUCUCCCAUCAACAUCCAGUGGAGGGACAGUGUUUAUGAUCCCUUCCUGAAGCCUCUGAAAAUCAGCUACGACCCCACCACCUGUCUGCACAUCUGGAACAAUGGCUACUCCUUCCUGGUGGAGUUUGAUGAUUCUGCUGAUAGAUCAAUCAUCGUUGGAGGCCCCUUGGAAAACCAGUACAGGCUAAAGCAGUUCCACUUCCACUGGGGAGCUGUCAAUGACUGGGGCUCAGAGCACACAGUUGACUGUAAAUUUUACCCAGCAGAGCUGCAUUUGGUGCACUGGAAUGCUGUGGAGUACCCGAGUUUUGAGGAAGCUGUGAUGGAAGGGAAUGGCCUGGCUGUUAUUGGAGUGUUCCUAAAGCUGGGAGCACGGCACGAGGGGCUGCAGACCCUGGUGGAUGCCCUGCCAGCAGUCAGACACAAGGACACUGUGAUCGAGUUUGAUGUCUUUGACCCCUCGUGCCUGCUCCCUUCCUGCCCUGAUUACUGGACCUACGCUGGCUCCCUGACCACUCCUCCCCUCACUGAGUCGGUCACGUGGAUCAUUAAGAAGAAGCCAAUCGAGGUGGAUGAGGAUCAGCUGGAGGCCUUCAGGACGCUGCUGUUCUCGUCGCACGGGGAGGAGGAGAGGAGGAUGGUGGACAACUUCCGCCCGCUGCAGCCGCUGAUGGACCGCACCGUGCGCUCGUCCUUCCGCCCCCAGCUCAGCCCCUAGCUGCCCCAGCACCCCCCUUGCCAUCCAGCCCUUCCCUGAGUGUCCCCAGGAAAGCU